AUGGGAACACAUGGGUCUCUCUCUCUCUCUCUUUCAAAUAUAUCUAUCUAUCUAUCUAUCUAUCUAUCUAUCUAUCUAUCUAUCUAUCUAUAUAUAUAUAUAUAUAUAUAUAUGAAUACAAAUUUUCAUGUUCCUUUUUUAUCUUUCUUUCAAAUAUGUCCACUUUUAUCAUUUGUUUUUACUUCUUGUCAUGUUUGCAAAACCAAAAGCAAAUGUGAAUUACUCAUUUCUUCCCCCCACCUUCUGUUUUUCUUUUCUUUUCUCCACUUGACCAUCUUUGAUGAUACAAAGAAUAUUUUUCUUAUCUCUUUUUUGCAACAUCUUUUAUUUUAUCUCAUAGUUUUUGAUAAAACUGUUUUUGUUCUUUUUUCUUCUUUAUCAUCAUCCUCAGUAAAAUUGUUUGCCUUUCUCUUUCUCCCAGAUAUAGAUUACAACAUUGAUUCGUAUGUCUUUUAUUUUUCUGUGCACGACGUCACCUCUCUUAAAUGUCUCCUGCCUUCAUUUAACACUUUGACAUUUUUUCUUCUUUGCUUUUAUUCUCUGCUUUUCUUUUUUUAUUUAAUAAUACCAUUUUUUUUUCUCUUGAUUCCUUCCUUUGUCACUUUUUAUACGUUAUUUAUUCUUUUCUUCUAUCCUCUCUCUUUUUUGUUCUCAUUCUUUUUUUUAUUUUGUUUUUCUCUACCUUCCUUUUGUCUUUCUAUGUCUCUCUCCCUUUUGUCGCUCUAUGUCUCUCUCCAUUUUGUCAUUCUAUAUCUCUCUCUCUCCCUUUUGUCUUUCUAUGGGUCUCUCUCCCUUUUGUUUUUCUUUGCCUUUCUCCCUUUUUGUCUUUCUUUACCUUUCUCCCUUUUGUCUUUCUUUACCGUUCUCCCUUUUGUCUUUCUUUGCCUACCACCCCUUUGUCGUUCUAUGUCUCUCACUCUUUUGUCUUUCUUACCUUUCUCCCUUUUUUCUUUAUAUGUCUCUCUCCCUUUUGUCUUUCUUUACAUUUCUCCCUUUUGUUUUUCUAUGUCUCUCUCCCUUUUGUCUUUCCUUACAUUUCUCCCUUUUGCCUUUAUUUGCCUACCACCCUUUUGUCUUUCUAUGUCUCUCUCUCCACCUUUGUCUUUCUAUCUCUCUCUCCCUUUUGUCUUUCUUUACCUUUCUCCCUUUUGUCUUUCUUUACCUUUCUCCCUUUUGUCUUUCUAUGUCUCUCUCUCCACCUUUUGUCUUUCUAUCUCUCUCUCCCUUUUGUCUUUCUUUUACCUUUCUCCCUUUUUUUUUUCUUUUACCUUUCUCCUUUUUGUCUUUCUAUGUCUCUCUCUCCACCUUUGUCUUUCUAUCUCUCUCUCCCUUUUGUCUUUCUUUACCUUUCUCCCUUUGUCUUUUUUUACCUAUCUCCCUUUUGUCUUUCUUUUUUUACCUUUCUCCCUUUUGUCUUUCUAUGUCUCUCUCUCCACCUUUGUCUUUCUAUCUCUCUCUCCCUUUUGUCUUUCUUUACCUUUCUCCCUUUUGUCUUUCUUUACCUUUCUCCCUUUUGUCUUUCUAUGUCUCUCUCUCCACCUUUGUCUUUCUAUCUCUCUCUCCCUUUUGUCUUUCUUUACCUUUCUCCCUUUUGUCUUUCUUUACCUUUCUCCCUUUUGUCUUUCUUUACCUUUCUCCCUUUUGUCUUUCUAUGUCUCUCUCUCCACCUUUGUCUUUCUAUCUCUCUCUCCUUUUUUGUCUUUCUUUUACCUUUCUCCCUUUUGUCUUUCUUUUACCUUUCUCCCUUUUGUCUUUCUAUGUCUCUCUCCCCCCACCUUUGUCUUUCUAUCUCUCUCUCCCUUUUGUCUUUCUUUUUUACUUUCUCCCUUUUGUCUUUCUUUUUACUUUCUCCCUUUUGUCUUUCUAUGUCUCUCUCUCCACCUUUGUCUUUCUAUCUCUCUCUCCUUUUGUCUUUCUUUUUACCUUUCUCCUUUUGUCUUUCUUUUUUUACCUUUCUCCCUUUUGUCUUUCUAUGUCUCUCUCUCCACCUUUGUCUUUCUAUCUCUCUCUCCCUUUUGUCUUUCUUUACCUUUCUCCCUUUUGUCUUUCUUUACCUAUCUCCCUUUUGUCUUUCUUUACCUUUCUCCCUUUUGUCUUUCUAUGUCUCUCUCUCCACCUUUGUCUUUCUAUCUCUCUCUCCCUUUUGUCUUUCUUUACCUUUCUCCCUUUUGUCUUUCUUUACCUUUCUCCCUUUUGUCUUUCUAUGUCUCUCUCUCUCCACCUUUGUCUUUCUAUCUCUCUCUCCUUUUUGUCUUUCUUUUUUUACCUUUCUCCCUUUUGUCUUUUUUUUUACCUUUCUCCUUUUUGUCUUUCUUUUUACCUUUCUCCUUUUUGUCUUUCUAUGUCUCUCUCUCCACCUUUGUCUUUCUAUCUCUCUCUCCCUUUUGUCUUUCUUUACCUUUCUCCCUUUUGUCUUUCUUUACCUUUCUCCCUUUUGUCUUUCUAUGUCUCUCUCUCCACCUUUGUCUUUCUAUGUCUCUCUCUCCCUUUUGUCUUUCUUUACCUUUCUCCCUUUUGUCUUUCUUUACCUUUCUCCCUUUUGUCUUUCUUUACCUUUCUCCCUUUUGUCUUUCUAUGUCUCUCUCCCUUUUGUCUUUCUUUACAUUUCUCACUUUUGUCUUUCUAUCUCUCUCUCCCUUUUGUCUUUCUUUACCUUUCUCCCUUUUGUCUUUCUUUUACCUUUCUCCCUUUUGUCUUUCUAUGUCUCUCUCUCUCCACCUUUGUCUUUCUAUCUCUCUCUCCCUUUUGUCUUUCUUUACCUUUCUCUCUUUUGUCUUUCUUUACCUUUCUCCCUUUUUUGUCUUUCUAUGUCUCUCUCUCCACCUUUGUCUUUCUAUCUCUCUCUCCUUUGUCUUUUCUUUUACAUUUCUCCCUUUUGUCUUUUCUUUUUUACCUUUCUCCCUUUUGUCUUUCUAUGUCUCUCUCUCCACCUUUGUCUUUCUAUCUCUCUCCCUUUUGUCUUUCUUUACCUUUCUCCCUUUUGUCUUUCUUUACAUUUCUCCCUUUUGUCUUUCUAUGUCUCUCUCCCUUUUGUCUUUCUUUACCUUUCUCCCUUUUGUCUUUCUAUCUCUCUCUCCCUUUUGUCUUUCUUUACCUUUCUCCCUUUUGUCUUUCCUUACCUUUCUCCCUUUUGUCUUUCUAUGUCUCUCUCCCUUUUGUCUUUCUUUACAUUUCUCCCUUUUGUCUUUCUAUCUCUCUCUCCCUUUUGUCUUUCUUUACCUUUCUCCCUUUUGUCUUUCCUUACCUUUCUCCCUUUUGUUUUUCUAUGUCUCUCUCCCUUUUGUCUUUCCUUACAUUUCUCCCUUUUGUCUUUAUUUGCCUACCACCCUUUUGUCUUUCUAUCUCUCUCUCCCUUUUGUCUUUCUUUACCUUUCUCCCUUUUGUCUUUCCUUACCUUUCUCCCUUUUGUUUUUCUAUGUCUCUCUCCCUUUUGUCUUUCCUUACAUUUCUCCCUUUUGCCUUUAUUUGCCUACCACCCUUUUGUCUUUCUAUGUCUCUCUCCCCCUUUGUAUUUCUAUCUCUCUCUCCCUUUUAUCUUUCCUUACCUUUCUCACUUUUGUCUUUCUAUAUCUAUCUCCCUUUUGUUAUUCUAUGUCUCUCUCCCUUUUGUCUUUCCUUACCUUUCUCCCUUAUGUCCUUUUUGACUACUGCUUCAAUUUUGUCUGCUGCCUCCCUUUUUGUCUUUUUCAUCUAUCACCCCUUUGGUUUUUCUGCCCUCCUUUUUUCUUUAUAUGCCAUUUUCUUUAUUUUUUCUUUUUACUGUUUUCUUUCUUUCAUUUUUCUUUCUCUCUUUUCUUUUUGUUCCCAAUUUUCUUUUUCUUUCACUCUCUUUUCUCUUUAUUCAGUUUGACCCUUUUUUCUUCCUUUUGCUUUUUCUUUCUUUCUCUUUUGCUUUUUCUUUCUUUCCUUUUUGCCUUUUCUCUCUUUCUCUUUGCUUUUUCUUUCUUUCACUUUUUGCUUUUUCUUUAUUUCCAUUUUGCUUUUUCUUUCUUCACUUUUGCUUUUUCUUUUUUCUUUUUGCUUUUCCUUUCUUUCCCUAUUGCUUUUUCUUUCUUUCACUUUUGCUUUUUCUUUAUUUCCUUCUGCUUUUUUCUUUCCCUUUUGCUUUCUUUCCCUUUCUUUCCUUUUUUUCUUUCACUGUCUUUUUUAUUUAUCCUGUUCCUUCUUUUCUUUCUUUCUUUCUUUCUUUCUUUCUUUCUUUUUUUCUUUCUUUCUUUCUAG
Molecule: messenger RNA, 4221 nt
Organism: Acanthosepion pharaonis
Lineage: Eukaryota; Metazoa; Mollusca; Cephalopoda; Sepiida; Sepiidae
Source: the annotation of a GenBank genome assembly